This is a messenger RNA of Castor canadensis (American beaver), 963 nucleotides long. The record is from RefSeq and is a predicted model, not a curated record. Lineage: Eukaryota; Metazoa; Chordata; Mammalia; Rodentia; Castoridae.
AUGACCAUAACUUACGGGAGCCCAAGGAUUCAGUUGUACAAUGUGACUGACCUCAACACAUUUAUACUGAUGGGCUUCCCAGGAGAUUUUGACCUGCAAAUCUUCUUAUUUUUACUAUUUAUUGCCAUCUAUCUUUUCACUGUGAUAGGAAACUUUGGACUGGUUGCUCUGGUUAUUUGGGAUUCCCAGCUUCACAACCCAAUGUACUAUUUUCUGAGUGUUUUAUCAUUCUUGGAUGCCUGCUAUUCUACAGUUGUUACCCCAAAAAUGUUGGUCAAUUUCCUAGUAAUGGAUAAGUCCAUUACAUAUCCUGGUUGUGUAUCACAGAUGUUUCUCCUUGUUACUUUUGGAACCACAGAAUGCGUUCUGCCGGCUGCAAUGGCAUAUGACCGAUAUGUAGCCAUCUACAACCCUCUUCUGUAUUCAAUGAGCAUGUCACCCAGAGUCUAUAAACCACUCAUCAUUGCUUCCUAUGUUGGUGAAAUUUUACAUGCUACUCUACACACAGUGGCCACAUUUAGCCUGUCCUUCUGUGGAUCCAAUGAAAUCAGGCAUGUGUUCUGUGAUAUCCCUCCACUACUUGCUAUUUCUUGUUCUGAUACUCAAGUGAACCAACUUCUCCUCUUCUACUUUGUGGGUUCUAUUGAAAUGGUCACUAUAUUGAUUGUCUUGGUCUCCUAUGGCUUUAUCCUGUUGGCCAUUCUGAGAAUGCGUUCUGGUGAAGGGAAACAAAAAGUUUUCUCUACAUGUGGGUCUCACUUAACUGGAGUGUCCAUAUAUCAUGUAACAAUCCUCUUCAUGUAUGUAAGACCAAGUUCCAGUUACGCCUUGGAGCAUGACAUUAUAGUAUCAACAUUUUAUGCCAUUGUGAUUCCAAUGUUGAAUCCUAUCAUCUAUAGUUUGAGGAACAAUGAUGUAAAAGAGGCAAUGAGAAAAUUAUUUGAGAGAAACUUUUAUAAAUGA